Molecule: messenger RNA, 1212 nt
Organism: Aspergillus melleus
Lineage: Eukaryota; Fungi; Ascomycota; Eurotiomycetes; Eurotiales; Aspergillaceae
Product: 4-hydroxyphenylpyruvate dioxygenase family protein
Exons: 4
Coding region: 1-1212 (403 amino acids)
Biological process (GO): L-tyrosine catabolic process
Molecular function (GO): 4-hydroxyphenylpyruvate dioxygenase activity
Source: RefSeq, a predicted model, not a curated record
AUGGCCCCCACAGCCGUCUCGCCACCCCCUACAAACAGAACUCCUGCCAUCGACAACAGUCUAGCCAGCUACAAGGGCUAUGACCACGUCCAGUGGUACGUCGGAAAUGCCAAACAAGCCGCGACAUACUACAUCACGCGCAUGGGAUUCCGACGCAUCGCAUAUCGCGGCCUCGAGACCGGCAGCCGCGCCAUCUGCUCGCAUGUCAUCCGCAACGGAGACAUCACCUUUAUCCUGACCUCGCCACUCCGCUCUCUCGACCAGAUCGACCGAUUCUCACCCUCGGAGCAGGAGGAGCUGAGAGAGAUCCACCACCAUCUCGAGCAGCACGGCGAUGGGGUCAAGGACGUUGCAUUCGAGGUGGAUUCCGUGGAUGCCGUCUUCGACGCCGCCGUGAGCAAUGGCGCCAAGGCCGUCUUCUCUCCUCGCGUGCUGCAGGACGAGGACGGGGAAGUCAAGCUGGCGCAGAUCCAGACCUAUGGGCAGACGACGCACACGCUGCUGGAGCGCAGUGCGUACCGCGGCCUUUUCCUGCCGGGUUAUAAGAUCGUGGACGAGGUGGAUCCGAUCUCGUGUAUGCUGCCGGACGUCGGCUUGCUUCAGAUCGACCACUGUGUUGGGAACCAGGACUGGGAUGAGAUGGACAAGAUCUGCGAGUACUAUGAGAAGGCUCUUGGAUUCCAUCGGUUCUGGUCCGUCGAUGACAAGGACAUCUGCACCGAGUUCUCCGCGCUCAAGAGUAUCGUGAUGGCCUCACCCAACGAGGUCGUCAAAAUGCCCAUCAACGAGCCCGCCAAGGGCAAGAAGCAGUCGCAGAUCGAGGAGUACGUUGACUUCUACAACGGUGCCGGCGUGCAACACAUUGCUCUCCUGACCGACGAUAUCAUCCGCGACAUCACCAACCUGAAAGCUCGUGGCGUGGAGUUCAUCAAGGUGCCUGACACGUAUUACGAGAGCAUGAAGAUCCGGUUGAAGAAGGCUGGUCUGUCGCUGCACGAGGACUUCGAGACGAUCCGCAGUUUGGAUAUUCUGAUCGACUUCGACGAGGGCGGGUAUUUGUUGCAGUUGUUCACCAAGCAUUUGAUGGAUCGUCCUACCGUCUUCAUCGAAAUUAUCCAGCGACACAACUUCUCGGGCUUCGGAGCCGGGAACUUCAAGUCGUUGUUCGAGGCGAUUGAGCGGGAGCAGGAGCUCCGUGGAAACUUGAUCUAG